Pelodiscus sinensis (Chinese soft-shelled turtle) is the source of this 3247-nucleotide messenger RNA. It is a transcript of the gene GPNMB, whose product is annotated as glycoprotein nmb. Gene Ontology annotation, biological process: cell adhesion. Gene Ontology annotation, cellular component: plasma membrane. NCBI's taxonomy places the organism in Eukaryota, Metazoa, Chordata, Testudines, Trionychidae. The record is from RefSeq and is a predicted model, not a curated record. Gene Ontology annotation, molecular function: integrin binding.
CUCCAUUUAAUCACAGAGAAGGAGGGCAGCAGAUAAACAUUAUCCUCACUUCUCUGAAGAGAGUUGAGGUGUGCAGGAAUUGGGGGCACAAGACACACACACUUCCAUACCAAUGAAGGGUCCCUGCCUCCUCCUCCUCCUCCUUCUUGGAGUCCUGCUGCUGGCUGAAGGGGUUCUGCAUGCUGCUGCCAAACAGUUUCACGAUGUGAUGAGCCAUGGGAGAUCUUCUUCUCAUGUUAGGUCUCAUAAGAAAUUACAUGGCUGGUUUCCUGAUCAAAAUCAGUGGAAUGAAAAGCUUUAUCCUUUUUGGGAAAAGGGAGAUCCUAGAUGGAACAACUGCUGGAGAGGAGGAAAGGUGGAAGCCAGACUGACCUCUGACAGCCCAGCUCUUGUAGGAUCAAAUGUGACCUUUGCUGUGAUCCUACAGUUUCCCAGGUGCCAGAAAGAAGACAAUGACAGCAACAUAAUAUAUGACAGGAACUGCAGGAAUGAUUCUUCAGACUUUCCUGAUCAGUAUGUCUACAACUGGACUAAGUGGAUUGAUGACUGUGGCUGGGCAAACUGCACAAGCAACAAUAACCAUAAUGUGUUCCCAGAUGGGAGACCUUUCCCUCAUCAUCCUGGCUGGAGAAGGAAGAACUUUGUCUAUUUGUUUCAUACACUUGGCCAGUACUACCAAAAAACUGGAGGCUCUUCAGCACUUGUUUCCAUCAACACAACAAAUAUCACCCUUGGCAAGCAGAUGAUGAUGGUCUCCGUUUACAGAAGAGGUCAUCGAACAUAUGUUCCAGUUGCAACAGCAAGUGUCAUCUAUGUUGUGACAGACAAGAUUCCUUUAUAUGUAAACCUGUCCCAGAAGAAUGACCGCAAUGCCUCAGAUUCUGUCUUCAUCAAGGACUCACCUAUUACAUUUGAUGUCAAGAUCCAUGAUCCCAGCCACUAUCUUAACAAUUCUGCUAUCUCCUACACAUGGGGUUAUGGAGAUGGCAGUGGCAUAUUUAUAUCUAACAGCCCUAUUUCAACUCACACUUACACUCUGCAGGGAAACUUCAGCCUGAAUUUGACUGUCCAGGCUAUUAUACCUGUACCUUGUGGGCCAGCAACACCUACCCCACCGCUUCCUACCUCCCCAGGGGCAACAACUCAAAACUCAACCAGUAGUGAAAACAAAACUGAGUGGACCACUCCUGCCUUAACUACUAAACCACCCUCUAAUCUGGACUCUCCCACCAGUGCUGGAGUAAUGGAAUACAUUCCCAAUGCAGGCUGCAAUAUUUACAGAUAUGGACAUUAUAAAACUACUAUAUCCAUUGUAGAGGGAAUCCUUCAGGUGAACAUUAUUCAGAUGACAAAUGUCCAGGUGACAGUGGCUCAAGGUGAAAACUCCCUGAUUGAUUUUGUUGUUACGUGCCAAGGGAGUCUUCCUACAGAUGCUUGUACAAUAGUCUCUGACCCCACAUGCCAGGAGUCCCUCGGUGUGGUAUGUAACCCUGUUGAAGUAACAGAUCAGUGCUUACUGACCAUAAGAAGAGCCUUCAAUGAGCCUGGAACCUACUGUGUAAACAUUACCCUGGGUGAUGACACCAGCCAAGCCCUCACAAGUGCCCUUAUAUCUGUAAAUGGAGCUCCAGGGUCAUCUUCAAGGACAGUGGAAGGUUUCUUGAUUGCCUCAGGUUUCUUGGUGAUGUUUGUCGUCGUUGUGACUCUCCUUUUUUACAGGAGAUACAAAGAGUACAAACCUAUUGAAAGAAGCGCAGAACAAGUGGUGAACAGGGAGGGGCUGAGUGUGUACUUCAACAAUGUCAAGGCUGUUCUCUUCCCUGGGAACAAUGAGAGAGAUCCUCUGCUGAAAAGCAAACCAGGAAUUGUUUAAAUCUCUAGUGUAAUCUCUGAUAUUAGAGUGUAUAUUACGGGGCUUAUGUCUGAACUGUUCUUCAAUGGAUGACUGUUUAGUAUGAAAACAAGGGUUGGAAUAACCUCCAUGUAUACACAGAUGGGUCCAUACCUUUUGUAGCUCAAUUUAUUUAGAAAUGCAAAAUGGCCUCUUUUCAAAAAUGGAGUUGUGAUUAUUUUCUGUUCUUGCUUAUGAUCUGGGUCACACAAUACUGAAUAAUAAAUCACUCUAGACUGGACAUUUUUAUGCAAUUCAACUAGGUUAAUUUGAAGUCUGGGAGAAGGAUACUUUUUAUCUUCUCAGUAUUUAGAUCUUAAAUAAGAAUUGCACUGAUCCAGUGUCCUAGCUAUUUUACUCCCCUUCCUCAGUCUGGGCUUUCUGAAGUGGCAAGUGAUGAAUAGUCAUAAUCACCAACCCUGAGUCAUUUUAUAAAACUAAAUCAUUUGACACCAGCACAACCGGUGAACAAAGGAACCUAAUCUGCUUGGUUCCUCUUAAACCAACUACUAAAAGUUCAAUUUAAAAUUCUUACUGUGUUAUUGCUGCCACUCUGGUAGCUGAUGUUUCUACUGAUUUUGUGCCAUCUGAACUUGCAUUGCCCUCUACAGUAGUGUGUCCUACCUCUGUGGGGAGGAGCUGCUUUAUUCCAGAGAGCAGGCAAAGAUGAGGCCCAACAGAGUGAUGGUAACAAGAGAAAAAUUGUAUCAGUCAACUAUUAGUAAAAGAGAUCUGAGAAGGCCUUUUCCUUUCUCUUUCUCUUCAAUUUCAUCUUACCCUUUGUAAACAGCCUUCCAAGUUCUGCUUGAUCCUCCUGAUCUUCUUUCUUUUACUAUUUAAAUAAAUGAAAAUCCCACACCAGAAUAAUAUUCUCCAGUUUCUGUUUGUCCAUGAGGCAGUUUAGAAACUGUCAACAUCUAGAAAAGUGAUGUUCUUUUGCUUGCUCAAUGCAGCUGCGGUCUGUUAACUUUCAAUGACAAAUCUCACUUGGAUACCUUUCUCAAGUAGUGGAGUAAAACCCUGCCUUUUAGCCACUCUCUCUUGUAUUUUCAUAGUGUGGAGUUUAGCCCUGGAUGCAAUUUUCUGCUUAUCUCUUAAAAAUAAAAACACACUGAAUAAAUGGAUCAUAGAGGGGUAUCAAAAGAAGUAAGUGUCAUGUCUGUGGAGAGGAGGGGUUAUGGAAAAGGUUCUGUCCUUGUGGGGUGAGAAGACAGCCAGAAAUGUUCUAAAUACAAAACUCUGUAUAAUAACUUUAUGUUUAAUAUAAGGCUGUGUCUACACUGGGCCACUUAUUCCGGAAAAUCAGCCACUUUUCCGGAAUAAGCUGCGAGCUGUCUACACUGGCCCUUGAAUGUC